Molecule: messenger RNA, 2320 nt
Organism: Spinacia oleracea (spinach)
Lineage: Eukaryota; Viridiplantae; Streptophyta; Magnoliopsida; Caryophyllales; Amaranthaceae
Product: O-fucosyltransferase 8
Exons: 10
Coding region: 190-2088 (632 amino acids)
Source: RefSeq, a predicted model, not a curated record
UAAAAAAAAUGUGAAAAGUCUUUUUUGUUGAAUUGGUAUAUGAAGAUUGUGUGUGUGAAAAUAGAAAUAGCCAUGUGUGUAAAGGAGAGAAUUACUCCGUAUGUUAUAUAAUUGAAAUUUCUCUGGGAAGAACAUUGAACGAACGAGAAUUUGAGGUGGUUUGAUUUUUUGGGGGAGGGAGUAAGUUUAAUGGGGAAGCUUGGAUCACCUAAGAGUCCACAUCCUCAUCCUGCUAAUGUUGAUUUCUUGUUUGGGAUGAGAGAGUGUCCGGUGAGGUGUUCCGAGGGUUCUGCCUAUAGUGAUCCUUUUUCAGGUAGAAGGUUGUCAGGAGGAUAUUAUCAUUGGAGCAAGAACUUUCUGUUCGGUGGCACAAAGGGUAAUACAUUAAAUAGUAUAGCGGCAAAGCAAGCAAUUUAUAAAGGAGUGUAUGGUGUUAAAAGGCAUAAUUGGUUUCACAGGAACUUAAGGUUGAUUGGUUUUGUUAUUGGGUUGAUGGGUUUCUUCUUUUGGUUGGAUUCCCUCAUGUUUGUAGACUUCGAUGCUGCAAAUUUACGCAAAAGCUCCGUCUUAGAAACAAGCACGUUGAAGGAUGUAGCAGGUACUUCUGGCAAGGAAGAAAGUUCUCCAUUGAUGAUGUAUGGACGUCUUCUGAAUCUGGCUUCUACUUCUCUCGCCCAGAGGGAGUUUGGACAUGACCCAAGUAAUUCAUGGAAAGAACCAUCUUCGCAAGCAUCAGUGUGGAAACCUUGUGCAGACAGGCAAAGGCCAAAAGAUCAAGGAAGUUCCAGAAAAAGCAAUGGAUUUAUAUUAGUCAGUGCAAAUGGUGGUCUCAAUCAACAACGAGUUGCUGUCUGCAAUGCUGUUGCGGUGGCAUCUUUGCUCAAUGCAACAUUAGUUGUCCCAAUAUUUCUUUAUAGCAGUGUCUGGAAGGAUCCAAGCCAGUUUGGUGAUAUUUAUCAAGAAGAGCAUUUCAUCAACACAUUGAAGGAUGACAUAACCAUUACGAAGGAACUCCCUCCACAUUUGAGAUCAUUAGACCCUGAAGCAAUUGGUAGUGUAGUUACUGAUGCACAUCUUGAGAAGGAAGCAAAGCCAACUGAUUAUGUAAGACUUGUACUUCCGAUCCUCCAGCAAAAUGGUGUUGUUCAUUUGCUUGGGUUUGGAAACCGUUUAGGAUUUGAUCCACUGCCUCCCCACCUUCAGAAACUGAGAUGUAAAUGCAAUUUUCACGCUUUGAAGUUUGUCCCCAAAAUUCAACAAGUUGGAUCACUAUUAAUAAGAAGGAUAAGGGAAUAUGAUUCGUCAAGUAACCGGAUAGACAAGGAACUUAUGGGGAACUUUAUGCCAGAUAAUGAUGCAAGAAGGGAUAAUACAAGUAAAGUUCCUUCCAAGUAUCUUGCUCUACAUUUGAGAUUUGAAGUGGAUAUGGUGGCUUAUUCCCUUUGUGAUUUUGGUGGUGGAGAAAGUGAGAGAAAAGAACUUCAAGCUUACAGAGAAACUCAUUUCCCAUUGCUCCUUCAACGACUUAAAGGCUUGAAGCCUGUGUCUCCUGUAGAAUUGAGAAUAUCUGGAAGAUGUCCCUUGACACCAGAGGAAGCAGGCCUUCUUCUUGCUGGUCUUGGUUUAGAGCGUGGUACAUACAUAUAUCUUGCUGGCUCUCAAAUUUAUGAUGGGAAGUCAAGGAUGAAGCCGUUCACCAGUCUUUAUCCAAAUUUGGUAACCAAGGAAGAUCUUCUGGAUCCCAUUGAACUUGAGCCUUUUAGGAAUUUCUCUUCUCAGCUAGCUGCACUGGACUUCAUUGCAUGUGCAACUGCUGAUGUUUUUGCCAUGACUGACUCGGGAAGCCAACUAUCUUCCUUGGUAUCUGGGUUUCGUACAUAUUUCGGGGGUGGUCAUACUCCUACCUUGCGGCCAAACAAAAAGAGGCUUUCAGCUGUAUUGAUGGAAAAUGACACCAUACCAUGGAACCGUUUUCAGCGUAGGGUAACGAAAAUGAUCGAAGAAGGUCAACGAGUUCAUGUGAGACGAUAUGGACAAAGCAUUUAUCGGCAACCUAGGAGUUCCGAAUGCAUGUGCAAAGGUCACUAGACUUUCAUCCUAUCUGCCACUCUGUAUAUACCAACCUGUUGAAUAAGCCAGAUAAAAGAUACCCUUUUCUUCCCUUGGGUGUUUUUUUUUGUGGGUGGUGGGAGGUUGAAAGGGGGAGUACAGUUUUGAUUUUUUUUUUUUUUUUGACAUUUAUACCAGAUUAUUUGAUGUAAAUACACUUGUAUCCUUUUGGUAAAUGAUUAUAAAAUUUAAGUCAAUGUCUCUUUCAUUA